Molecule: messenger RNA, 830 nt
Organism: Musa acuminata subsp. malaccensis (wild Malaysian banana)
Lineage: Eukaryota; Viridiplantae; Streptophyta; Magnoliopsida; Zingiberales; Musaceae
Source: RefSeq, a predicted model, not a curated record
AAAGAGACCGGCGUUUUGGCAUACCACUCGGGCGGCAAUGGGGGCGUGCGUGUCGAGCGAGGCGGCGGCCGUGGUGGCGGCGUCCGGGACGGCGAAGGUGAUCCUCCCCGACGGUGGGCUCCGGGAGUAUACGCGGCCCGUGACGGCCUUGCGCGUGCUGGGGAAGGACGCCGCCCGCUUCUUCGUGUGCGACGCGGACGGGAUGGAGUUCGAGGGGCUCGUCUCAACGGUGGGCGCGCACGAAGAGCUCCGCCCGGGGCAGCUCUACUUCGUGCUCCCGCGCAAAAUGCUAAGCCGCCCGCUCCACGCCGAGGAGCUCGCGGCGCUCGCGGUGAAGGCGAGCGCCGCGCUGGUGGGCGCCGUGGCACCGCUGGUGUUCCCUGCGGGGACGGCCGAGGAAGAGAAGGGGCGGAGGACGAGGACGGGAGGUGGCGGAGGGGGCAAGUUUGCGCCGGAUCUGAGCGUCAUUCCCGAAUAGAUGCAGAGGAGAUCGAGGCGGCGAAGUCCUCGUGGCUGUUUGGCGGCUGGUUUGCGCGCCGGCAUCGGACCAGGGGCAACGAUCUGUACCGUAGGAGUGAUCGUUCGAUGACAUCGUGAUUCGUGACACGAAGAUGGACGGACGCUUUUCUGGUGCGUGACAGUGCAAAUCAGAUCGGAGGGUGAUGGCCGUACAAAAUGGCGUCAAUGAGGUCCAAAACAUAGAAGCAGUUCCGUAAUUCUAGCUGUAAUCCUCCGAAUAACUUUGGAGAGAUGUGUAGAUAUAAAGCCAAUUUGUAUCAGAUCAACAAUGGAAAAAGGAAUUUUUUUUGGUUGUAUAAAUGUUGAAUCGU